AUGCCAUUGAGGAUCUCCAGCACCGCCAUCGCACCGAUGUUGCGUGUGCCUCGCAGCACCACCAGCCCAGCGACCACGCGAAUGACCUUCAUCAAUGGUAGAGCCUCCGGUAUGCUCGCUACCUGCGUCAUUCAAUCCAUCGAUAUCAUCAAGGUGAGUGUUGAAAUUCAUCAAGAUUUUUCCCUAAGUUUCGUCGUCAUGGCCUCCAAGAGCAUCUUGAAGGAGCUUAAGGAUUUGCAGAAGGAUCCUCCCACUUCCUUCAGCACAGGUGUUCCUAGCAUACCCAAUAAAUCUAAUGCUGAGUUUUACCAUUAUAGUAUUGCCAUGCAAUAUGAUGAUGGAACCGAAGUUGACGGGAAAGGCAUUGGACGUAAGGUUCUUGAAAAAGUAAAAGACACAUAUAGUGUGGAGCUGGAAAACAAGGAUUUUGCUUAUGAUGGAGAGAAGAGCUUGUUUACUGUUGGGCAGCUCCCUCAUAAAAAACUUGAUUUCACAGUAGUACUGGAUGACAUAUCAUCAAGCAGGUCUAGGACGAAUGGGGGAUCUGGGGGCAGUUACUCCCUAGAAGAGAGUCAGGGCGAUAGGAAGAGAGUCAAGCAGUCAUUUCAAUCCAAAACAAUAAAGGUACAGGUCAACUUUGCUGCUAAAAUCCCAAUGCAAGCAAUCACGAAUGCCUUGCGAGGUCAGGACUCUGACCAUUUUCAGGAAGCAAUUAGAGUUCUUGACAUCAUUAUAAGGCAGAAUGCAGCAAAGCAGGGUUGUCUCCUUGUUCGGGAAUCUUUCUUCCAUAACAACCCGAGGAACUUCAUAGAAUUAGGAGGAGGGGUGUUAGGCUGUAGGGGUUUUCAUUCAAGCUUCCGGGCCACGCAAGGCGGCCUAUCCCUGAAUAUGGAUGUGUCCACUACAAUGAUUGUAUAACCUGGUCCUGUUUUGAAUUUCCUCAUGGAGAACCAGAAUGUCAAAACUCCUUACCAAAUUGAUUGGAUUAAGGCUAAGAGGAUACUAAAAAAUCUAAAGGUUGAGACCUAUGCUUCCAAGAUGGAGUACAAAAUCACUGGAUUGAGCCAUAAACCCUGCAAACAGCAGACGUUCUUUUUUAAAUCAAAAGGAGGACACGAUGGAGAUGGAGAAGAGAUCACUGUUUAUGAAUACUUUGCCCAGCAUAAGCACAUGCAGUUACACGAUUCAGCAGAUUUUCCCUACAUCAAUGUUGGAAAACCAAAGAAACCUUCUUACUUUCCCCUAGAGCUUUGUAAUUUGGUUUCCUUGCAACGCUAUACCAAGGCUUUAUCCAAUCUCCAAAGGGCUUCACUAGUGGAGAAGUCUCGGCAGAAACCCCAGGAGCGAAUGUCAACUUUGCGUGAUCUUGGCGAAAUCAACUCCUUGCUAAUGGUGGAGCAUUCUCCUUCUCUGCCCUUGGUAUCCAAGUCCCCCACUCUGAUUUUAGGGAUGGAUGUGUCACAUGGCUCACCUGGGCGUUCCGAUGUGCCUUCUAUUGCAGCGGUGGUCAGUUCCAGGAAAUGGCCUUUGAUUUCUCGUUACCGAGCUGCAGUUCGUACUCAAUCACCAAAAGUAGAAAUGAUUGCUAAUCUGUUCAAACCUGUGUCUGAUAAAGAGGACCAAGGCAUAAUCAAGUUGGCUCCUAUCUCCCCCUAUACUCUGCCACUUUGAUUUUUUUGUGAAUGUAUAAUUAUACAAACCUUACUAUUGCGGUAUAAAAUUGUUUACAUAGAUUCUGCUCUGCUGCUGGCAUCCUCAUUAUCACCACAAAGUGUUUUUCAAGACUUGGUUGGUUUCAACAUUUCACUAAAUGUUGUUAGAAAACUAGUUCUGUUGAUGUAAUGACUUUGUUGGAUAUAUGGAUGAAUG
Messenger RNA from Rosa chinensis, 1869 nucleotides. RefSeq names its product protein argonaute 4A. Gene Ontology annotation, molecular function: protein binding; RNA binding. The transcript has 12 exons. Gene Ontology annotation, biological process: regulatory ncRNA-mediated post-transcriptional gene silencing. Lineage: Eukaryota; Viridiplantae; Streptophyta; Magnoliopsida; Rosales; Rosaceae. Gene Ontology annotation, cellular component: cytoplasm. The record is from RefSeq and is a predicted model, not a curated record.